Molecule: messenger RNA, 741 nt
Organism: Capronia coronata CBS 617.96
Lineage: Eukaryota; Fungi; Ascomycota; Eurotiomycetes; Chaetothyriales; Herpotrichiellaceae
Exons: 2
Coding region: 1-741 (246 amino acids)
Source: RefSeq, a predicted model, not a curated record
AUGCAUUCCCCUCCCUUGCAGAACGACACGUCACCUCUAUGUCCUUCACCUCCACAUUCGCCGUGUCAAGCGAGCUUCGAUGGCCUAUCGAGGAAGGAUUCUUUUGCUGUCGUUACGACACAAGAAAUACCCAAUUGGGACAGUGCGGAAGAUGAAGAAUUGUCCGAGAGUGAUGGGGCGUCUGUCUGUAGCGACGUCUCAUCCGAUGACAGCUCUAGUUCCAUCGGUACGGCGGUCCCUGAAGUUGAAGACUUUACAGACAUAGGAAUCUCUGUCGAGGACAGUGUCAUACCGGAGCUUGAUGCGAAUGUGGGAUCUAUCUUUGAGGUGCCCAGCAUCUCACGACUGAACGAUGGAUCAUUGGAGAUCCUUGUCCGGACAGACUACCUCCCUACUUUGCAGCUCAGGCUCCAAGAGAUGCACCUCGGCUGUCUGGAUACGAAGUAUGACCCAUUCGAACCUCUUGAAGAGGAUGUGGAGUACUGGGGGCUUGAUCGAGCCAGGUAUCUUCAUGCCAUUUGGACAAUAGCCAGAGUCAAGAGGAUGAUUGAAUGCUCCUGGCUCAUUGCCCAGGUGUACUAUAGACAUUUCUUCAAGGAACUGGCCCCGAGGGUUGGCACUCGACUGGGCGAGAGGGAAGAAUCGGUGUUGAACCAGGCAAUGAUCGAUCUUACAAGGAUGAGCGAAUGGGUCUUGGCUUCCAUCCAUCUAGGAGCCUGGGAGAAGGGUGUUGUCCUCUAA